UUCAGACUGCGAUCGUUUUUUGUGAUAAUUGCGCCGAUCUUGUGCCGUUAUGAUCUUUGUCGGAACACGCCGCGUUGAGCCCAGGCAAAACCGAGUGCGCGUUCACAUAUUAAGGGAGAUUCUGCAGUUAGGCACAGCACCGUCCGAUGGUCUGGGAGGGGAUAGCUUUCUAUGGAACGCUAGUGCUUAGAAGACAAUCCAUUUUUCAUCUCUCUUUGGCCCCAUGGCAUAAAAUAAUCCACUGAAUGGUGACAAAAAUGUUCGGAGACGCCAAGAAUCCGUUCAAUCUCGCUUCUGCUUCGAGUCGUUUAGGUCUACGUGGAAACCUGGACGCCUGCUUAGCUUAGCCUACCCUAGUUUAGCUGCUAGCAAAGAGAACAAACAAACAGCGCGCUUGGGAUCAACAUAUAACGCCGAUCAAGCAAACAUCGAGUCCCAAAGAUGUCAGAUGUCAGUCAAGAGAAACGCCAGGAGUUUGGUCGCAUCAAAGAAGAAGAGGAGGGGGAAGAGUUGUCACAAAUCAAGAAGGAGGAGGACGACGAAUUCGUCCACAUUAAAGAGGAGCAAAAGGAGUAUUUCAUUAAAGUUGAGAACCCCCACAUUGAGGAGCAGCAGCAGCAACCUCAUCCCCUGAAAGGGGAGGAUGUUAAAGAGGAGGUCUCCAAGUGGACUGGUGAGCCCUUGAAGGUUGAAGAUGGAGGUCCGAUUGAGGCCAGCGGAGGGGCGGAGCCUCCCAGUGGCGGCAGCAGUUGUUCAAAAGAAGGAUCCCACCUCAUCACUCAACCAUCAGAGAUUGACAAUGCCACAUCACACUCGCUGUUGUAUUUCAGCAAAUAUCUUGGUCCUGAGCGACAGGAGCCAGGAUCUCCUGGCGGUGAAGAGGAUGUUGAGCCCCAACAAAUCAAAGAGGAGGAGCCAGAGUCCUGUCAACAGAAGGAUGGUAUCAACCGGUGGACUGGUGAGCCCUUGAAGAAUGAAGAUCAUCUGGGCGAGAGUAGCAGCAACCGUGACGAGAAACGUUGCAAAUGCUAUCAUUGCGGGAAAACCUUUGCUAAUAUCUAUAAUUGUCGUACACAUAUGAGGUGCCACACUGGUGAAAAACCUUUUGUCUGUUCGGUUUGCGGUCAAAUAUUUCGUCACAAGUCCACCUUAAAAUCACACGCAAGAACCCACACUGGAGAAAAACCUUUUGCCUGCUCAAUUUGUGGUCAAGUUUUCAUUCAUGAGCGAGACAGAAAAAGGCACAUGAGAAAAAAACACACCGGAGAAAUACCUUUUCAAUGCUCAGUUUGUGGCCAAAUAUUCAGUCACGAGAGUGCCUUAAUCAGCCACACAAGAACCCACGCUGGAGAAAAACCUUUUGCCUGCUCAAUUUGUGGUCAAGGUUUCAUUCAUGAGGGAAACAUAAAUAGGCACAUGAGAAACAAACACACCGGAGAAAUACCUUUUCAAUGCUCAGUUUGUGGCCAAAUAUUCAAUCUCGAGCGCGCCUUAAUCAAACACACGAGAACCCACAAUGGCGAAAAACGUUUCAAGUGCACAGUUUGUGGCAAACGUUUCGACUACAAAAGCCACUUUACAGAACACACAAGGACCCACACUGGAGAAAAACCUUUUGUCUGCUCCGUUUGCGGUCAAAGAUUCAGUCAUAUGAACAGAUUAAAAACUCACACCACAAGGCACACUAGGCAAAAACCUUCUUCCUGCUCAAGUAGUGAUCAAGGUUGCACUGAAAACCAAAGCUUACAAAACCACAUAAAAACCCACACCGGAGAAAAACCUUUCGCUUGCUCAAUUUGUGGUCAAGGUUUCAUUCAUGAGCGAAACAGAAAAAGGCACAUGAGAAAAAAACACACCGGAGAAGUACCUUUUCAAUGCUCAGUUUGUGGCCACAUAUUCAGUCACGAGAGUGCCUUAAUCAAACACACAAGAACCCACAAUAGCGAAAAACGUUUCAAGUGCACAGUUUAUGGCAAACGUUUCGACGACAAAAGCCACUUUACAGAACACACAAGGACCCACACUGGAGAAAAACCUUUUGUCUGCUCCGUUUGCGGUCAAAGAUUCAGUCAUAUGAACGGAUUAAAAACUCACACCACAGGGCACACUAGGCAAAAACCUUCUUCCUGCUCAAGUAGUGAUCAAGGUUGCACUGAAAACCAAAGCUUACAAAACCACAUAAAAACCCACACCGGAGAAAAACCUUUCGCUUGCUCAAUUUGUGGUCAAGGUUUCAUUCAUGAGCGAAACAGAAAAAGGCACAUGAGAAAAAAACACACCGGAGAAGUACCUUUUCAAUGCUCAGUUUGUGGCCACAUAUUCAGUCACGAGAGUGCCUUAAUUAAACACACAAGAACCCACGCUGGAAGAAAACCUUUUGUUUGCUCAAUUUGUGGUCGAGGUUUCAUUCAUGAGCAAAACAGAGAAAGGCACGUGAGAAAAAAACACACCGGAGAAAAAUCUUUUCGAUGCUCAUUUUGUGGCCAGUUAUUCAGGCACGAGAGAGCCUUAAUCAAACACACAAGAACCCACAAUAGCGAAAAACGUUUCGAGUGUACCGUUUGUGGCAAAAGUUUCGACUACAAAAGCCGCUUUACAGAACACACAAGGACCCACAGUGGUGAAAAACCUUUUGUUUGUUCAAUUUGCGGUCAAAGAUUCUGUCGAAACAAUGACUUAAAAAUACACACUACAAGCCACACUGGAGAAAAACUUUUCACGUGCUCAGUUUGUGGCCGAAAUUUUACCCACAAGGGCCUCUUAAUAUCACACUCAAGAAUCCACACUGGUGAAAAACCAUUUGUUUGCUCAACUUGUGGUCGAUGUUUCUCUGAAAUGCGAUUUUUACAACACCACAUGAGAACCCACACCGGGGAAAAACCUUUUACCUGCUCAAUUUGUGGCCGAGGUUUCACUGUAAAGCACAGCUUACAAAGCCACAUGAGAACCCACACCGGAGAAAAACCUUUUGUAUGCUCAAUUUGUGGCCGAGGUUUCACUGUAAAGAAAACCUUACAAAGCCACAUGAGAACCCACACCGGAGAAAAACCUUUUGCCUGCUCAAUUUGUGGUCGAGGUUACAUUGUAAAGCAAAGCUUACGAAGCCACAUGAGAUCCCACACUGGAGAAAAACCUUUUGCCUGCUCAAUUUGUGGUCGACGUUUCGCUGUAAAGCCGAGUUUACAAUACCACAUAACAACCCACACCGGGGAAAAACCUUUUGCCUGCUUAAUUUGUGGUCGAGGAUUCACUGUAAAGCAAAGCUUACAAAGCCACAUGAGAACCCACACCGGAGAAAAACCUUUUGCCUGCUCAAUUUGUGGUCGAGGUUACACUGUAAAGCAAACCUUACAAAGUCACAUGAGAUCCCACACUGGAGAAAAACCUUUUGCCUGCUCAACUUGUGGUCGACGUUUCGUUGUAAAGCUGAGUUUACAAUACCACCUAAGAACCCACACCGGAGAAAAACCUUCUGCCUGCUCAGGUUUGCCCAAAGAUUGAGUGCAUCUUAACCCUUUAGACCCCAAGCAUUUUUUUUGUAAAAUUAGGUUUUGAUUUUUCUACGAGUAGUUACAAACUAAGUUAACAGUUCAAACAUGCUUUAUUAUAGAUAUUUUUAUUCCCGAAUCACCAAAAGAUGAUGCCAUGAAAUAUUCUCCAAAAUAUUCACAUUUUGAAAGUGUCAUAACCAGUGCACAGACUUCACUAUCAUUUGACGGGGAACGCAGCACUGGGCCGAUCCCUAGGGGGCCUAUAUUCAAACAUUCAAAAUUCAAAUAUUUUCAAAACCAAAGCCCCGUGCGACCUAAAACCAGAACAGGCCUCUCCCUUAGGCUAAUAUGAGUCUCCAUGAGCAGCGGCAUCAAAAAAUUCAAAUGAAAUCCCAAUGAAUUAUUUUGUUUGUAUAUAAGUAUAACAAAACUUAAAAUGGCUAUAAAAUUCUCUUUACCCUUGAUGCACAAAAAUGACCAAAUGCAGAGAUAAUCAACUACAUGUUAAAAAUUGCUAUUGAUCCUGAAAAUGUUUUUGCCCGAAAUAGCGACUUAUUUCAUAUAGUUCAAUUUUGAGAUAAGUUUUCAACAGCUGUUCAAUCACUGUUUUCACAUACUUGAGGGAAGCAUGCAGAACCAUCUUAAUUUUACUCAACAAAAGCUAAUUUUCCAUUUUUCUACGUACAAUCACAGCUUAUUUAGGUUGAUUUCCGAUGUCACUAUUGACAAGCGUUGUACUAAAGUAAGAGUAGCAUUACUUCCAAAUAAAAUCGCUCAAGUAAAAGACCUGACACUGGGAGAUACAGAUCUUAGACCCGCCCAGGUUGAUUUGGGGACAUUUCGAGGAGACCUGUUGCGGGACGUGUCCUAUCAUACCUGUCAAGUUGUUCGGUUUCGGCGUAAUUUGUACAAGUGAGCACUGAUUAUUAAAUGUGUACGCCGUACGUUCAAAAUCUGAACGUUUUUCGUGCAUUACCGUUUUUGUUCUCCGGAUUUUGUCACUGUUUCGGCAACGAGACAAUGUGCGUUACUAUGCGUUACUACGUUAGCUGAAUGACGCGUGAAAAGUCAGAUGCACGGAGAGCGAAGCGUUUGUUGUGACUGUUGAAAACGCGAUGCUAGGCUAGGUGGCUCCAAUAUUUCCUGACUGUAGCCGACAGCCUACAAUCUACGCCUAGAUAUCUCAUGCAUGUAGAACUACUUGCGAAAUGACACUCGGUGGCGUUACUAAAAUGCCGCCAUCUUAAAGCAGUAGACUUCUCAGAAAGGCUCUGUUGUAGUCAGUGUUGUCACGGAUUACUUAAAAAAGUAAUUUAAUUACGGAUUACUGGUUAUACCUCAAAAAAGUAAUCUAGUUACUUUGCUGAUUACUUUAUUAUCAAAGUAACUAAGUUACUUUAAAAGUAACUUAUCAGUUACUUUUUACCAAUGUUUUCUCCUUUUGCUGCCUCAACAUAAAAAUAACAGACAAAUGUCAUCGCUUGUAAUUGAGUUUUUCACAUAAGGCUUAAACUUUGAGUUAGCGGGGGUUUAAUUAGUCGAUGGAGUUGAUUUCAACCACCAUUGACUCGCCCUAGCUUCGCCAUUCCGGAGCUCUAAAACUAACAAAUAACUGACAAACUGCACGAAAUGUGUUUAAAUCAACUCCAACGACUAAUUAAACCCCCGCCAACUCCAAGAUUAAGACUAAUGUAAAAAAUUCUGAACUUCCCCUUCGAAAUAAAGAGCCGUUAAAAUGUUGUCUAUAAAAGUUGUAAAGCAAUAAAACAAACAACAAAAAUUAAUGAAAUGAACAAAAAUCCUACAAGGUAAAGUUUUCAUGAUGGGUCAAAAUCAUUUGCUUAGCCAAAACUACACCAGAGGAGGCAAGAUGGAUAUUUAGAGUUUCUGUAAUCCUAAGCUUUCAAACGCUACCAACAACAACUUGAACAGUUGAUUGAACUCGAACAUUGUCAAGAUGUGUAUAUAUUAGGGCUAUCAAACGCUAAAAAUUUUUAAUCGAGUUAAUUACAGCUUAAAAAUUAAUUAAUCGUUUAUUCAAACCAUCUAUACAAUAUGCCAUAUAUUUCUGUAAAUUGUUGGAAUGGAAAGAUAAGACACAAGAUGGAUAUAUACAUUCAACAUACGGUACAUACAGUAAGUACUGUAUUUGUUGAUUAUAACAAUAAAUCAACAAGAUGGCAUUAACAUUAUUAACAUUCUGUUAAAGCGAUCCAUGGAUAGAAAGGCUUGUAGUUCUUAAGAGAUAAAUGUUAGUACAAAUUAUAGAAAUUUUAUAUUAAAACCCCUCUUAAUGUUUUCGUUGUAAUAAAAUUUGUUAAAUUUUCAAUCAAAAAAUAAACUAGUAGCCCACCAUUGUUGAUGUCAAUAAUUACUUACACAAUGCUCAUGGGUGCUGAAGCGUAUAAAAUCAGUUGCACCCAAGCGCCAGCAGAGGGCGGCAAAACUCCAUAAAACACAAUUAACAAGUAGGCAUUUCACUGUACUGUCAUUUAAAUCUGUCUGAGCGGGGCAUGUGCGUUAAUUGCCUCAAAUAUUUUAACGUGAUUAAUUUAAAAAAUUAAUUACCGCCCGUUAACGCGAUAAAUUUGACAGCCCUAGUAUAUACAGUGGGGAGAACAAGUAUUUGAUACACUGCCAAUGGGUUUUUCCAUUGGCAGUGUAUCAAAUACUUGUUCUCCCCACUGUAUAUAUAUUAGGGCUGUCAAACGAUUAAAAUUUUUAAUUGAGUUAAUUACAGCUUAAAAAUUAAUUAAUCAUAAUUAAUCGCAAUUAAUCACAAUUCAAACCAUCUAUAAAAUAUGCCAUAUUUUUCUGUAUACUAUAUAUAUAUAUUCUGUAAAAUGUUGGAAUGGAAAGAUAAGACACAAGAUGGAUAUAUACAUUCAACAUACGGUGCAUAACGACUGUAGUGGGCAUUUCACUCUACUGUCAUUUAAAUCUGUCUAUGCUGUCCUCACUCCGACGCGUCUACUUUUUCCAAAGCUAGACAGCUAGUGAACGACGCCUUAAUAAUCAGACUUCUUGUUUUUUCAUCUGAUUUAUUAAUAAAAUAGCCUCAAACCAUUGUCCUCUUUAGACCGUCGUAAAACUACACAAAAAAAAGUACACAAGCAUUGCAUUAGCAACAACGUUAGCUUAGCACGCUAUACAGGUUCACUAAACAUAAACAAAAAGCGUCUCAUACAAAAAAAUAUAACAUUUCGCUUACUAACAUAAUAUGUACAUUCUUUACAACAACCAUACUUACGGACAAAUCUUGUCCAAGGAUCAUAUAAGCACAACAUUACAACGCAGGCGUCAGCCCGAGACGUCCUGCAGCCAUAUUGAACUGGCAAGUGAACAAUAAACCAUGUCGCAAAGCGACCACAAGAGUUCGCUGUUGGACAGCACAAAAAGCCUUGCUGUGAAACUUACCAAAAGGCAGAAUACUGUCUGAGCGGGACAUGUGCGUUAAUUGUGUCAAAUAUUUUAACGUGAUUAAUUAAAAAAAUUAAUUACCGCGCGUAAACGCGAUAAUUUUGACAGCCCUAAUAUAUAUAUAUAUAUAUAUAUAUAUAUAUAUAUAUAUAUAUAUAUAUAUAUAUAUACAUACAGUAUUGGCCAAAAGUUUGGAGACACUUCAAAGGUGGAUACUUUGAAGCUGUUUUCAUUUAUUUCACUUUUUUGCCAUUCCACAUGUUCGUUCAUAGUUUUGAUGUCUUCAUUGAGAAUUUACAAUCGUAGUGAAAAUACAGUGGUACCUCGACAUACGAUCGCUUCUCAGAAUUAGCAAAAGAAAUGUUCCCUGACUCAAAGAUUGCAUCGGUAAAUUAAUUUUAUCAAUUGACCUUUUUAAUUUAUAAUUGGACACACUAACGAACUACCUUCAAGUCAAACUGAAUUGUGAGAUGAAGUGCAGCCAUCAAGAUAUGAUAGAAAUUGCCAAAUGUGGUAUAACAAAAGUCACUUUUAAUUGUAGUCAUCAUGAUGUAGUUGUAGAUAUUGAUUGUUCUUUGAUUGCUCCAUGUUAUAUGUUACAAUAUCACCAAUAAAUUCAUAUUAUUUGAUAAAUUGAGUUUUAUUUCUGUUUCAUAUUGCACGCUAUACACAACAUUGUAAGAUUAGUCACCAACUUGUAACGGCAUACGUCACUAUUUGUAAGCUUGCCAACAGCCCGGGUUGACAGGUAUGCCUAUUGAUAUCUGGUCACUUCCUGUUGAUUUGGGGACAUGUCCUAUUGAUAUUGAAGUCCAGGGACUAUGAGCUAAGUUAAUACCUAUGCUCUGCUCACAUGCAAGUCACGUACAGACUCAAGUUACAUGUUCAUAUUACAUACUGUAUUUGCCCUUGUAUAAUCAAGUGUUUAAAAAAAUGUGUGGAAAGGAGAAAGUCAUUCUGAAGGAAUCAUUCAUUCAUUGUACUGGAAAGGCUGUGUUAACAGUGUAAGGACAUCAUUAAAAUGUUUAACUAAUAUGUUAAUUAUAGCUGUGAUGUUGAUGCAAGUGAUCACUCUCAACACGUCACUGUUAUUUGUCCAUACUCUGGCUUUUUUAAAAGUUUUUUUUCUGUGUUUCGUUAAAAAAAUGCAUUGGAAAAAUUACACUAGGGAGCUAAUAUUUCUCCAGGACAGUAAAAACAUGUAAAGAUCAAAAUGGCACCAUGCUGCAAUUUCUUCUUCCUUCUUUUCUUUGCAACUUAUUGCAAACAGGCUGGGGAGAUUUGCACUAAAUUCUUGUAAUAAUGCCAUGUUUUGGCUCAUUGACUCCCAUUAUAAAUCAUAAUUUUUGAUGUGCUGUAAACCUGAUGUGUUAUAAUGCAUUUUCCCGUGAUUACUGAUGCAAUCGCUUCUUCGGCGAGUCAAAAACAUGGAAAUAGAGGAAUUUGUGUGUUGAGAGUCUUAACACCCAAAAGUCACUCGGGGGCGCCAUAGGCCAAUACAUGAAUUUGCUUGCUAAGAAAUGCUGUCAUUAUGACUUACGGACUUAUUUGGGCAUCUAACUAUGUCAUAUGAAAUAUUCAAAUUAGACUUUUAUUUUAUAUAUAUAUAUUCGGGCUGUCAAAAUUAUCGCGUUA
This is a messenger RNA of Corythoichthys intestinalis (scribbled pipefish), 8546 nucleotides long. RefSeq names its product zinc finger protein 585A-like. Gene Ontology annotation, biological process: regulation of transcription by RNA polymerase II. The transcript has 3 exons. Gene Ontology annotation, molecular function: DNA-binding transcription factor activity, RNA polymerase II-specific; RNA polymerase II cis-regulatory region sequence-specific DNA binding. Lineage: Eukaryota; Metazoa; Chordata; Actinopteri; Syngnathiformes; Syngnathidae. Bases 442 to 3501 code for a protein of 1019 amino acids. The record is from RefSeq and is a predicted model, not a curated record.